UGUCAUAUCAUAACAACAAUAACAAUCGAGAGGAAAGAGUGAAAAGAAGUUUGAAUCUUGGAAACGACCAUCCAUAGAGAGAGAGAGAGAAGAAAAUAUUUCAAAUUUCUAACAUGAAAUAAGAAAUGAAAAUAAUUAAUAAUUGCUCUGAACAAAUUUCGAAAAAAAAUCAUUUAGCAAAUGACGCCAGCCUAUUACCUUCAUUAUGUAUCCCGAAAAUGUUCACUCAAGCUUUUUGUUGGGAACUAAUUUUGUUUAUACACUUUUCAAGGCAGCCAUUCACUUUGCUGAAACAGGAUUACAUGUAUGGUUCAUAUCCUCUGAAGCUUUUGACAAGGUGCCAGAAAAUAUUAUUCCACCAGAUAAACAUACUUUACGUCUGAUAACUUUUGUUUACCUCAAAGACUACAAAUCUCUCAUCAGUCACCUCAACACUAUUCACAUGUGGCACAAAAUUCCAAAUGUCAUUAUAAUAUCUGGAUUUGAUGCGUACACGAACUUGUUUGAAGAGGACUACAAUGCACAAAAAGCUGCUUUUUUAUCAACAUCACUAUUGGAUUGCGGUUCAGUUUGUGCCAAGAAAAAGCAAUCACCAUCAUACUUAUUAUUAACUGCAGAAGAUUCUUUGGAAAUUUAUAAAGAACGACUCCAAGUUUUGCACGACAUGUAUUUUCCAGAGAUUAUACAAGGUGUGAAAGAUGCAGAUCUUCUGAAAGCAAUUAUUGAUUCUUAUAGUAAACAAGUGAAAAGGUAGUUUGAAGCAUUUUGGACAAGAGAAACUAGGCUGUUGUUACUAUGUUUUUUUAUUAGCAUGUCAAUACUAACGUUAACUAAGUAUCUGUAAGUCUCACAAAUAUCGCUACAUCAAAGUAAAGAAGUGAGUAUUUUCAACGCAUUAAAAAUCAUUUGCAGAUACUUAGAAUUCACAUUAAAUAAAUUACAUUAAAAAUAUAUGUACAUUAGUAAAAUAGUGAAUAACAUUUUGUAAAUAAGU
This is a messenger RNA of Leptinotarsa decemlineata (Colorado potato beetle), 994 nucleotides long. RefSeq lists its product as uncharacterized. Gene Ontology annotation, molecular function: single-stranded DNA binding. The record is from RefSeq and is a predicted model, not a curated record. Gene Ontology annotation, cellular component: Shu complex. Lineage: Eukaryota; Metazoa; Arthropoda; Insecta; Coleoptera; Chrysomelidae. Gene Ontology annotation, biological process: double-strand break repair via homologous recombination.